AUGGCGACGCUGACGCCGCAGCUCGCGAAGAACGGCGGCGCGCUCGGAGGCGUGAAGAUGACGCUCGCGUGGGGGAAGCGAAGCAUCAUCGCGAAGUACGAGGAAGAGGUCGCGGAGCGGAAGCGAAAGGAGGCGGCGCGAAGGGAACGGAAGGAGAGGAGGAAGCGGCGACGGAGCGGCGGGGGCGGGAGCCGCGAGCGGCGGCGGACACGGCGGCGGAGUCGGAGUCGAAGUCGGCGCCGCAGCCGCAGCCGCAGCCGGAGCCGCACUCGGAGCCGGAGCCGCGGCCGGAGCCGGAGCCGCAGCCGCGGCCGGAGCCGGAGCCGCAGCCGCGGCGGGGAGCGCGACGGGGGGAAGGACGGCGACGGCGACGGCGGCGGCGACGGCGGCGGCGGAAGGCGUCGGAGUCGCAGCCGGAGCGAGUCGCGGUCGCGCGGAAGGAGCCGACGGAAACGGAAGUCGAAGCGUCGUCGCGAGAAGCGUCGAAAGCGUCGUCGUCGUCGGCGUUCGCGGUCGUCGUCGUCGUCGUCGUCGUCGAGCGGAUCCUCGGAGUCGUCGUCGAGCGGAUCCUCGGAGUCGUCUUCGCGGCGGCGGAGGAAGAAGAGACGGCGGCGGCGGUCGAGGUCGCGGUCGCGCGAACGGAAGCGCGAGAAGAGCGACGAGAAGGCGCGGUCGCGGUCGCGGUCGCGGUCGCGCGAACGGAAGCGCGAGAAGAGCGACGAGAAGGCGGAGGACGCGGCGGCGGCGAGACCAGACGAGUGA
Messenger RNA from Micromonas pusilla CCMP1545, 762 nucleotides. RefSeq lists its product as uncharacterized. The transcript has a single exon. The record is from RefSeq and is a predicted model, not a curated record. Lineage: Eukaryota; Viridiplantae; Chlorophyta; Mamiellophyceae; Mamiellales; Mamiellaceae. The coding region runs from base 1 to 762 and encodes 253 amino acids.